AUGCUCAAUAAGAACUUACAUAAAAAUUAUAAACCUACAGAAAAUAUAACAGUAGACGAACAAUUAUUUCCUUACAGAGGACACACAAAAUUUACACAGUACAUUCCAUCUAAAUCUGCAAAAUAUGGAAUAAAGGUUUUUUGGGCUUGCGAUGCAGCAAAUGCUUACCCUUUGCAUGGUAAAAUUUACACAGGUAAAUCACAAGAUGGUAAACGUCAAGUAAAUAUUGGUGAACGUACAGUUCUAGACUUAGUUGCGAUGUAUAAAGGUUCUGGACGAAAUGUGACUACAGACAACUUUUUUACAAGUAUGCAAUUGGCUACUACAUUAAACUCUUGGAAUAUGACAUUGGUUGGUACUGUCAGAAAAAAUAAAAGAUUCUUGCCUCCCAAAAUGCUUCUAUCAAAAGCCAGAGCGUUAUAUUCUACAAAUUUUGUAUUUAGAAAAGAUAUAAUUCUUUGUUCUUAUGUUCCAAAAAUAAAUAAAUCGGUUAUUCUUUUAUCUACAAUGCAUAUGACAGCCGACAUAAUGCAAGCUGCUACCGCUAAACCAGAAAUUAUAAAAUAUUAUAAUCAGACAAAAGGAGGAGUAGAUACAAUGGAUAAAAUGUUAACAGAAUACACAGUAAAGCGAAGAACUAAUCGUUGGCCACUUGCAUUUUUUUUCAACAUGAUUGAUAUUGCUGCUUUAUCUGCAUAUAUUAUAUAUAUGGAACACAAUCAAAGGUUUAACAUAACUGAUCGAUGCCGAAAAUUUUUAAAAGAGCUUGCAAAUCAGUUAUGUAUGCCUGCAAUAGAAAUUCAAAUCUCCAUACCUAAAGUAGUAGGAAAUCGAUAUACUCGUAAUUCAAUGGAAAUGAUUCUCGGACGGCCAAUACAACAGAUAAUUGCUAUUCCUAAAAAUGAACCACCUCGUGAUGCUUCAGGACGUAUUCAAAUAGUUGGAAGUUGCUUAGUAUGUCGAGAAUUGGGUUAUAAGCAACGGAAAACUCGAAAAGCUUGUUCAACUUUCUCAAAGCCUAUUUGCAAUGAACACUCAAUAAACAAAUCAUUUUGCGAAACUUGCAAUCAACAAAAAACCUAA
Molecule: messenger RNA, 1083 nt
Organism: Daktulosphaira vitifoliae (grape phylloxera)
Lineage: Eukaryota; Metazoa; Arthropoda; Insecta; Hemiptera; Phylloxeridae
Product: piggyBac transposable element-derived protein 4-like
Exons: 1
Coding region: 1-1083 (360 amino acids)
Source: RefSeq, a predicted model, not a curated record